Molecule: messenger RNA, 309 nt
Organism: Fusarium proliferatum ET1
Lineage: Eukaryota; Fungi; Ascomycota; Sordariomycetes; Hypocreales; Nectriaceae
Exons: 1
Coding region: 1-309 (102 amino acids)
Source: RefSeq, a predicted model, not a curated record
AUGUCAGUUUUUUCUACCCUCUCUCUCGCUGUCCGCUUUCUCUUGGCGAUGUCUCAGACGACUCAAAAUGCCACUUUCAAGUCCCGGCUUAUUUCCUUUUUUCACAGAGGGUGUAGGUGGGCUAGACCUGGGCUACUGGGCUGGCCUGUUUCUCAUCCUUCACGGUUGACUUCACACCCCCCGGAACCACUGCCGAUCCCGCCACCGAGAGAAGAGAAAAGAGACAACACCCAUCUCAUCCAUGGAUCGCUAACAUGGUCCCUCCCCCCCAAAAGCGCUUCUAGAAGAACUAGCACUCCCUCUAAAUAA